UGUUGAAGAGGCAUUUGUACCAGUUAUCAAGCUAUGUUUUGAUGGUAUAGAGAUUGAUAUUUUGUUUGCAAGAUUAGCACUGCAGACUAUUCCUGAAGAUUUGGACCUUCGUGAUGACAGUCUACUAAAAAAUUUAGAUAUUAGAUGCAUAAGAAGUCUUAAUGGUUGCAGGGUAACCGAUGAAAUUUUACAUCUAGUACCAAACAUUGACAACUUCAGGUUAACUCUGAGAGCUAUCAAACUUUGGGCCAAACGCCACAACAUCUAUUCCAAUAUAUUAGGUUUCCUCGGUGGUGUUUCCUGGGCUAUGCUAGUAGCAAGAACUUGCCAGCUUUAUCCAAAUGCAAUAGCAUCAACUCUUGUACAUAAAUUUUUCUUGGUAUUUUCUAAAUGGGAAUGGCCAAAUCCAGUGCUAUUGAAACAACCUGAAGAAUGCAAUCUUAAUUUGCCUGUAUGGGACCCAAGGGUAAACCCCAGUGAUAGGUACCAUCUUAUGCCUAUAAUUACACCAGCAUACCCACAACAGAAUUCUACGUACAAUGUGUCCGUUUCUACACGGAUGGUCAUGGUUGAGGAGUUUAAACAAGGUCUUGCUAUCACAGAUGAAAUUUUGCUGAGUAAGGCAGAGUGGUCCAAACUUUUUGAAGCUCCCAACUUCUUUCAAAAGUACAAGCAUUAUAUUGUACUUCUAGCAAGUGCACCAACAGAAAAGCAGCGACUAGAAUGGGUGGGCUUGGUGGAAUCAAAAAUCCGAAUCCUGGUUGGAAGUUUGGAGAAGAACGAAUUUAUUACACUGGCUCAUGUGAAUCCUCAGUCAUUUCCAGCACCAAAAGAAAAUCCUGACAAGGAAGAAUUUCGUACAAUGUGGGUGAUUGGAUUAGUGUUUAAAAAAACAGAAAACUCUGAAAACCUCAGUGUUGACCUUACAUAUGACAUUCAGUCUUUUACAGAUACAGUUUAUAGGCAAGCAAUAAACAGCAAGAUGUUUGAGAUGGAUAUGAAAAUUGCUGCAAUGCAUGUAAAAAGAAGGCAACUUCAUCAACUCCUACCUAAUCAUGUGCUUCAGAAAAAGAAAAAGCAUUCAUCAGAAGUUCGAUUGACAGCUCUAAAUGACAGCAGUCUAGAUUUGUCUAUGGAUAGUGACAACAGCAUGUCUGUGCCUUCUCCUACCAGUGCUAUGAAGACCAGUCCAUUGAAUAGUUCUGGCAGCUCUCAGGGCAGAAACAGUCCUGCUCCAGCUGUAACAGCAGCAUCUGUGACCAACAUCCAGGCAACUGAGGUUUCUGUGCCACAAGUAAAUUCCAGUGAAAGCUCAGGGGGUACUUCAAGUGAAAGCAUUCCUCAAACUGCCACGCAGCCAGCCAUUUCUCCACCACCAAAGCCUACGGUCUCCAGAGUUGUUUCCUCAACACGUCUGGUAAACCAACCACCAAGACCUUCAGGAAACACAGCAACAAAAGUUCCUAAUCCUAUAGUAGGAGUCAAAAGGACAUCUUCACCUCAUAAAGAAGAGAGUCCCAAGAAAACCAAAACAGAGGAGGAUGAGACAAGUGAAGAUGCCAACUGUCUUGAUUUGAUUGAACAUGAUAAACAGGAAACUAAGAAAACAUCCAGUACAGACCUUUCAGAUAUCCCUGCUCUCCCUGCAAAUCCUAUUCCUGUUAUCAAGAAUUCAAUAAAACUGAGAUUGAACCGGUAAAAACAACCUCAGGGGUCCAUAAACAAUAUCUGCCAACUCAACCUGUUGUCUUCUAAUGCUAAAAAGGAGAAUGGAGGGUGCAAGACUAGACAUGACUGAAAAUGGAUUUAGGUUUAUUUGGUGAACCUCCCUUACUGGGCUAAUCAGCACUUGAUCGGAAGUCCAGAAAAAUGUUUAGAGUUCUUCGUAGCAUUAAUUCUGGCUGCACUCAAGGUGGCAAUAAAUGAUCAGCAGCUCCAAGUAGCAAUUGUCAUAUGAAAGGAUAAAUCACUAAAUAUUCAAACUUGUAGAACAAGCCCUGGAAAUCUAAACUGUUAGAGCACUUAAAUGCUGCAUUUAAACAAAAAAAGAUAAACUGUUUACCUUUAAAAGGCAUUGAACAAUCCUUUGCAUAUACUUUUGCUUAUUUUACUCUUUAAUAAAAAUGAACAGUACGAGGAAAAAAAAAAA
Molecule: messenger RNA, 2149 nt
Organism: Monodelphis domestica (gray short-tailed opossum)
Lineage: Eukaryota; Metazoa; Chordata; Mammalia; Didelphimorphia; Didelphidae
Product: poly(A) polymerase alpha-like
Biological process (GO): RNA 3'-end processing
Cellular component (GO): nucleus
Molecular function (GO): RNA binding; poly(A) RNA polymerase activity
Source: RefSeq, a predicted model, not a curated record